This is a messenger RNA of Rotaria sp. Silwood1, 516 nucleotides long. NCBI's taxonomy places the organism in Eukaryota, Metazoa, Rotifera, Eurotatoria, Philodinida, Philodinidae. The record is from the annotation of a GenBank genome assembly.
AUGAAAACAUUUAUCAUCAUCUUUAUUUCUUUACUUGGUAUCUUCGUCCAAAUCGAUUCUGUUAUUUCAAAAGCGAAAUCAACAGAUGUCAUAUUACAAAACCAGUUAACAGAUUAUGAUGUUAAAAAGAAAAUUAUAAUAACACCGGAUGCACCAAAACCUAUUGGACCAUACAAUCAAGCUGUUCAAAUCAAUUAUAUGCUUUAUUUAAGUGGUCAAAUUGGAAUUAAUGCUACAACAGGUCAAUUAGUAUCUGAUGAUGUUCGAAAUCAAACUCAACAAGUAUUUCAUAAUAUACAAGCUGUCUUAAAUGCAGCUGGUUCGAGUUUAAAGCAAAUAGCACGAUGUAUUGUUCUAUUAAUUGAUAUGAAUGAUUUUCAAGCAGUGAAUGCAAUUUAUGCAUCAUUCUUUUCUUCAAUGGAAGAUUAUCCAGCUCGUUCGACUUUUGCUGUCAAAACAUUACCAGCUAAUGCCAAAGUGGAAAUCGAAUGUACUGCGUAUACAACGCAUGAAUAA